CGCCUGGGGUUGCCUUUGGUCUUCAGGAGAAGACAUCCCGAGGGGGAAGAAAGAAAAAAAAAGACCAUUCUUUUGCUUGCCCCGGAGGGCUGAAGCGGAUUUCUAUCGCCCCCCACUGUGGUCCAUCCAAAUGGAUUUGAAAAAGUGUUAAAAUCUUUCCAAUGUAUGCUUCCAGAGCGCUCUGCUUUGGCUUGCAGUACUCAGAGAAUGGCCAUGGUCUCUGCAAUGUCCUGGGUCCUGUAUUUGUGGAUAAGUGCCUGUGCUGUACUGCUCUGUCAAGGGUCCCUUCAGCAAACAUUUCAGCAGCAUCAGCAUCUGCCCAGACCAGAAGGAGGAACAUGUGAAGUUAUAGCAGCGCACAGAUGUUGUAAUAAGAAUCGAAUUGAGGAGAGAUCACAGACAGUAAAGUGUUCCUGUCUACCGGGGAAAGUGGCUGGGACAACACGGAACAGACCAUCAUGUGUUGACGCCUCAAUAGUCAUCGGGAAAUGGUGGUGUGAGAUGGAGCCCUGCCUAGAGGGUGAGGAAUGCAAGACAUUACCUGACAAUUCAGGAUGGAUGUGUGCAACUGGCAAUAAAGUCAAGACCACCAGAAUUCAUCCGAGGACCUAACAAAAAUUCUUCUGAAAGAAGCCUGUGAAGGAACUCCCUGCAGAUAGAAGGCAGAAAUCUUUGAACCUUAAACCAUCUCCAACUUCUACAAGCCAAAUGGUUUUUGUUUUCUUUUUGUUUUUAAUUUGCACUUUAACUCUGCACCAGAGGAAACUGCAAUGGCUUUGCUUGGGUAGAGCCAAAACACCCUAGACAAAUAAUGAAUCAGAGCGGACAGCAAAAGAAAAAGAAGAAGAAGAAGAAGAAGAAGAGAAGGGGGAGAGAGAGAGAAAGAGAAGAGACAUUGGCAAGCUGUUCAACAGAAGCAAGUUUUGCGAUUCUGAAAGAUGAACAAUGGUCCCGUACAGGUGGAUGGACCAUGUUUAUUUGUAUCAUUUACAAAUAUAUAAAUAUAUAAAAUAUUUUGAAAUAAACCCUGACUCGCUGAGAAACUGAAGCGAACCACACUUUGCUGCAACUGCUUUAAUUUUGCUUUAUUUAAUUGUAAAGAGAUAAGGGCUUUGGAGAUCGAGACGCCGGUGAAGAAAGAACAUGAAUAAGGAUGAAGACUGACUCAAUAAUUGGAAUGCUUCUUCCUUUUUGUUACAAUGAUGAUUGUGUCAGCCAGAGGUUGAAGGGAAUUCAAUUUUUGUUUUUCAUAUUCCUGUGUUCUGCAGUCUUUUUUUUCCCCCUCUCUCUCUCUCUCUCUCUUCGUGCAACAUUUGCAUGCUGGCUUUGCUUACAUUAAACAUACUUUAUACUUAAUUGAUACGUGAUUCCGGGAACAUUUUCCAGGGCCAAGAAUUGUCCCAGAGAGAAAAGAAAAGAGACUCUUAGUAA
Ahaetulla prasina is the source of this 1431-nucleotide messenger RNA. RefSeq names its product TAFA chemokine like family member 1 (gene TAFA1). The transcript is spliced from 5 exons. Bases 166 to 612 code for a protein of 148 amino acids. The record is from RefSeq and is a predicted model, not a curated record. Gene Ontology annotation, molecular function: receptor ligand activity. Gene Ontology annotation, biological process: neuroblast differentiation; regulation of neuroblast proliferation. Lineage: Eukaryota; Metazoa; Chordata; Lepidosauria; Squamata; Colubridae.